AUGGAGAAGAGUUGUAUAUCUGUGUUCCUGCUGCUUGUUGCUGUCUCUUAUGCUCUGGCUAAGAAUGAUGGCAAAAGGGAUACAAAAGAAGUAAAAGAGACCAAACCAAAACUGCCUCAAACUCUCUCCAGAGGGUGGGGUGAUAAUCUUAUCUGGACUCAGACCUAUGAAGAAGCGUUGUUCAGAGCCAAGACCGGCAACAAGCCCCUGAUGAUUAUCCACCAUUUAGAGGACUGCCCACACAGUCAAGCACUGAAGAAAGUAUUUGCUGAACACAAAGAAAUACAGAAAUUGGCUGAAAAGUUUGUUCUUCUGAAUCUUGUUUAUGAAACAACUGACAAACAUCUUUCACCUGAUGGCCAGUAUGUCCCUAGAGUUCUGUUUAUAGAUCCCUCCCUGACAGUUAGAGCAGAUAUUACUGGAAGAUACUCAAACCGUCUCUAUGCAUAUGAGCCUUCAGAUAUUUCAUUGUUGUAUUCAAAUAUGCAGAAAGCUCUGAAACUGCUGAAGACUGAAUUAUAA
This is a messenger RNA of Emys orbicularis (European pond turtle), 522 nucleotides long. It is a transcript of the gene AGR2, whose product is annotated as anterior gradient 2, protein disulphide isomerase family member. Gene Ontology annotation, molecular function: dystroglycan binding. Gene Ontology annotation, cellular component: endoplasmic reticulum. The record is from RefSeq and is a predicted model, not a curated record. The transcript is spliced from 7 exons. The coding region runs from base 1 to 522 and encodes 173 amino acids. Lineage: Eukaryota; Metazoa; Chordata; Testudines; Emydidae.